Messenger RNA from Oryzias latipes (Japanese medaka), 1981 nucleotides. The record is from RefSeq and is a predicted model, not a curated record. NCBI's taxonomy places the organism in Eukaryota, Metazoa, Chordata, Actinopteri, Beloniformes, Adrianichthyidae.
CUUCUUCUUUAGUUUGGCAUUACUUAUUUCUUUUCUUUUUCUACCUGAUAAAAAAAUGAGGCUAUAGAUUCAUUUUGGUGCAUAUGUUCAAUGGGUCAAAAAUGUUUGAUAAUUUUAAUUGCUGUGAGAACACACUUAAUUCUAAAAGCUCAAUUUAUGAUAAAUGGAAAAACAGGCUUUCAUUAUUAUUGUUGUGGCUCUUUUCAGUAUUUAUAUUAACAUUGUUGUUUUGUCUCCCAUUGCAGUUCUAACUCAGAUUGGGAAUCGUCAUGAAAACCUGGACAGGAAGCACAAACUGCCUCUGGAAGAGGGAUUUUGUCCUUCUCAUCUUUACUGGGCUCAUGGUCUUGCUCAUCUACAGCCUGACCACAGAAAAAAUUAGAACAGAAAGGAUUUUAGUCUCAAAGCUUCAAGAAAAUCCCGUCCUUUGCCCUGUAGCAAUCUCAGAGGAGAGCAUCACUCCACUCAAAAACACCAAACACUACCUGGUGUCAGCCUUCAUGGACCAGAGAGUGAAGGGUUUCGACAUACGCAUCAUUGGCAUUUUCAAGAGAGACUCCAUCCAUCCUCUUCACUGCUCUUUCUGCUGUGAUGGUGUAUGUAACAAAACCUCUCCAGCCAAUAUUCUCCCACACAGUGACAACUUUGGUUUUCCUUACACUGCUACAGAUGUCCUGUGUCAGAUCCCCGAAAACUGUGAUCCUUCUUAUGUCACUGUUCUCACUCAGCCUUCAUCUAAUGUGUCUGACCACGUAUUCAUUCCUAUAAGAAACAAAAAAGAGGAAAUGAGGUUCAACUUCACCGUCUGUAUCUCCAACUUGUUUGGAGAUUACAACAACGUGCUUCAGUUUGCACAGACUUUGGAAAUGUACAAGUUGCUUGGUGUGAACAGAGUGGUGAUCUACAACACCAGCUGUGGUCCAGAACUGGAACGUCUUUUACAAAGUUACAGCCAGGAGGGUUUUGUAGAAAUGGUUCCAUGGCCAAUAGACAGGUAUCUGAAUCCAUCUAGGGGUUGGAGAUUCUCAGAACAUGGAGGAGACUUGCAAUACUUUGGACAACUUGUGACUCUUAACGAAUGCAUGUAUCGGUCCAUGGAGCGUUCACACUACGUCCUGCUGAAUGACAUAGAUGAGAUCAUAAUGCCAUAUAAACACGACAGCCUGGUGUCUCUGAUGAACACGCUGGAACCACAACAUUCAAAUGUUGGAGAGUUCCUCAUUGAGAACCAUAUCUUUCCCAAAAAGCACUUUGAACCAAGUGGGAGGUUUCAUCUUCCCCAGUGGGAGAAGGUUCCAGGAAUCAACAUUCUGGAGCACAUCUACAGAGAAGACCCAGAAAGAGGGGUUUACCAUCCACACAAGAUGAUAGUAAAACCAAAGUUGAUAGAGCAGACCUCAGUGCACGAAGUCCUUAUUAAGUUUGGAGAACGUUACAAAGUUCCACUGGAGGUCUGUCGCAUUAUUCACGUUCGUGUAGCUCUGCGUGGAUAUUUGAAGUUGGAGGAGCUUAAUGAAGACAAACGACUUUGGGACUUCCAGGAAAAACUGAUUCCUAAUGUGGACAAGGCACUGAAGAGAGCAGGGCUGCUUCCAGCAGAACAAAACUGAAAUUUUUAGCAUUCUUAGAAACAACACAAACUCAAAAAACAAAGUUAUUCAAUGUUGUAAUUGAUAAGAAGCUCAUAUUUCUUUUACUUGAAGUUGGCACAAACAUAGGAACAAAGGGAUUUAACAUGUUUAUAGAGUCACAGAGGUUGGAGUGUCAGGUACUGGGGCCAGGGCGGUUUGGUUAGGCUUUUGUUUUUUCACUUCCGGGUUUACUGGGCUUUAUUUUGGUGUUUCCGGUUUUCGUGCCGUUCUCGUUCUUGCGGUCUUUACGUUCUGUCAUUAUUUAUGUUACGGUUUCAGUUCUUUUGUGUUUUGUUCUUGGAUUUCCUGUUUUAUUUUGAAGUAUUUCCUGUUUGGUUGUUGUUUCGAGU